Chlorocebus sabaeus (green monkey) is the source of this 2044-nucleotide messenger RNA. RefSeq names its product solute carrier family 48 member 1 (gene SLC48A1). NCBI's taxonomy places the organism in Eukaryota, Metazoa, Chordata, Mammalia, Primates, Cercopithecidae. Gene Ontology annotation, molecular function: heme transmembrane transporter activity; heme binding. The record is from RefSeq and is a predicted model, not a curated record. Gene Ontology annotation, biological process: heme transport. Gene Ontology annotation, cellular component: lysosomal membrane; plasma membrane.
CUCCCCCAGGGGAUGAGCAUGCAGGUCAGAGAAUAGGCCCUAGCCCAUGAGCACGGAGGCAGGGACCUUAAGGAAUCCCUCUCAUUUUGACAAGGAAAGCAAAAGCCCAGAGAGAUCACACAACUAUUUAGAAAGGUAGGAAUGGAAAGAGCUGUCUUCAGACUUCUUCUCUGGGAGGUUAAUGGGUUUUCCCCUUGGCUUUCGAAGAGGGAGGUCUGGCAUCAAUAACUGGCAGUGCUGUCUUCCUGGGACUCGGGCUCCACCCCUUUACCGUGGGUGUGUGUGCUCACAGCUGGCACUCAUUCAUUCCCUCAUGGAAGCCUUCCCUGGGCUAAAGGCAUCAUCAAGAGGGGUGCUGGCAUUGUGGGUCCUCGUGACUCACAUUAUGUACAUGCAAGAUUACUGGAGGACCUGGCUCAAGGGGCUGCGCGGCUUCUUCUUCGUGGGUGUCCUCUUCUCGGCUGUCUCCAUCGCUGCCUUCUGCACCUUCCUCGUGCUGGCCAUCACCCGGCAUCAGAGCCUCACAGACCCCACCAGCUACUACCUCUCCAGUGUCUGGAGCUUCAUUUCCUUCAAGUGGGCCUUCCUGCUCAGCCUCUAUGCCCACCGCUACCGGGCUGACUUUGCCGACAUCAGCAUCCUCAGCGAUUUCUGACCCAGGGGUGAGGUCUCUGUACCCCAGGGGGGUCCUUAGGACCUGGACUCAGCCUCUGAGACGUUGGGAGAGGCUACUCCCACCCCCUGGGGACCCCAGAACUGUGGCAGAAAAUACACAGCAGGAUGAGUGUGGUCUCCCAGGAAGCUGUCCCGCCCGUCCCCUUUAGGGGAGACCUGGGUGUGGUAGACAGGGGAUUCUGCCAUGUUGCUCCUCAUCAGCUUGUCCAGAGGGCAGCUUUAGACCUCUUCAAAUGGAUCUGUUUUCUUUUCUUCUUCUUCUUUUUUUUUUUUUUUUUUUUUUGAGAUGGAGUCUUAACUCUUAUCACCCAGGCUGGAGUGCAGUGGCACAAUCUCAGCUCACUGCAACCUCCACCUCCCGGGUUCAAGCAAUUCUCCUGCCUCGGCCUCCCAAGUAACUGGGAUUACAGGCAUCUGCCACCAUGCCUGGCAAAUUUUUGUGUUUUUAGUAGAGACGGGGUUUUGCCAUGUUAGCCAGGCUGGUCUUGAACUCCUGACCUCAGGUGAUUUCACCCGUCUCAGCCUUCCAAAGUGCUGGUAUUACAGGCGUGAGCCACCGUGCCCGACCUGGAUCUGUUUUCUUAGCACGCAGUGAGGAAUCUUUGUAUGUAAGGCCAGGGCAACAAAGUCAAGAGGUUAAGGGGUAGGGCCAUGAGGCCUGGAGCUAUGCUGCAGGCCAGGGCUUCCAUCCCUGCUGCCCUAGGCACUCUCUUCCCAAGGCCAGGGUGGGCACCUGGGGAGGUCAGUUCAGGAAUAUCUAGCAGAGACCUCUUAAGCCCCCAUCCCAGCACCCCAUCCUGUUGUUCCCAGAGCUGGUCUCCCAUGAGUGUGCUAGAGCCAGAUAGCCAUGGCCCCUCACCCAUCUCACCCACACACACAGGCAUCCAUAUACCCCAAAGGACUUCCAAAUGAGGCCAGACUCAGGGUCAUGGGGAAUGUGCUCUCGCCCCUGGAAGGGCUUUGGGGAAGGGGGCAACAUGGCAGAGGCUGGAAGGAGCCCCCAAACCUGUUCCCAUGCCCCUCUAGCCCUGCGUUUCCACUCUGCCUUCUCAGAGUGCCCUUACUGCACCCAGACCACCGGCCAGGAGAGACCUUCUCUCCCACUCCAGCCCCUCACUGCCCUUCAACUAGAGCUUUCACCUUUUUACAUUUCCCUUCUGAAGGACACAAAUCUGCUUUCCUGCCCAUACACUGGCCCAAGGGCUCACCUAACUUGGGAGGGAAGGGGCUGUUGUUACAAGGAUGAUUUUAUGUUAGACUGCCAUUUUGCACGGUCUCCCCCUUCCCACCUGAUGUGUCCUGCCCCUCAGCUCUUUGCCUUAUCUGUGUCACUGUCACUUUAGCAAAAAUACAGCGGCCAUUUGUAUCA